Rattus norvegicus (Norway rat) is the source of this 4835-nucleotide messenger RNA. The record is from RefSeq and is a predicted model, not a curated record. Lineage: Eukaryota; Metazoa; Chordata; Mammalia; Rodentia; Muridae.
CGGCAGAGGUUUCCCUCCUGCGGUCCGCGUCUCGUCGGUGUCUGAGCGGAGUUCUUCUGGAAGGGACGGCGGCAGACGCCCUCAAUGCGCGAUGGCCCGGCAUCGGAACGUCCGGGGCUAUAACUAUGAUGAAGAUUUUGAAGAUGAUGACUUGUACGGCCAGUCUGUGGAGGAUGACUAUUGCAUCUCACCAUCAACAGCUGCUCAGUUCAUUUACUCACGACGUGACAACCCUGAAGAAGAAUAUGGUUAUGAAGAUCUGAAAGAGUCUUCUAAUUCUCUUUUGAAUCACCAAUUAAGUGAAAUCGACCAAGCUCGCCUUUAUUCAUGCCUUGAUCACAUGAGAGAGGUACUGGGGGACGCCGUGCCUGAUGACAUACUGACUGAGGCAAUUCUGAAACAUAAGUUUGAUGUGCAGAAGGCGUUGUCGGUGGUUCUGGAACAAGAUGGUGUGCAGACUUUGAAGGAGAAGAGUGAGCGAGCAGUGUGUGCAGGACAGCCUUCAAAAGGAGUCUUAUUUUCUUCCUUUGAAGUUUCACCCAAAACUGUGCAGCCUUCUUAUGCUCAGUCAGACAGUCGCUUGGGUAGCAGUAGCACAACUUGUGACUGUUGUAGCUCAGUGGCAGGGUAUGGAUCCCAUAGCUCUUCCCUUGAGCCACGUCACUAUUUACUUCACAGCAGAGAGAAACCUGUCAGACCCCAAAGGGAAAAGGAACUAGGAUCAUGUAAGUUAACGAAAGAACUGGCUCUAGCUCACCUGAUCCGUGACGCGCCACGGGAUUCCUGUGCAGGCCAGUCGUCGGCCAGGCUGCCGCCCUCACACAGUGGGCACAGUGGGCUCCUUAGGAGUCUGGAUGCUGCUGUGAUGGGAGCUGCUGCAUCUGUGUGUGCGCCUGGAGAGGACUUUACCCUCAAAGGAAUACCAGACUUAGAGUCCCUAAUGAGGGGGGACACCGCAGCUAGUGGUCCUGUGGGUGUUCAGAGCAGCUCGCUACCUGAUUUGCAAAGCAUUCCAGUGCAGCUCGGCUUGGGAAGCUUAAAUAAUCCAUUGCACAUGUGUAGCCCAGUGGAAAAGAAUCCCAGGAUAAACACUGAAGUUGAGCAAAGUGCCACGAAUAACAUCGUAAAGAAUAACAGUUUACCAUUUUCCCAGCAUCAAAGUCCAUCCCUAGCUGAACUGUUUGAGCAACACAGAGAAAACAGCCCUGGCCAGUGCUUUACUUUGUCUGACCUGUGUAACCAGUCAUCUGCCAGCUUGGGCUCCCUUUCCCUGUCACAACUGGCCAGCCGCUCUCAGUCUGCUAACGGAGUGUCAGAAUUAACAGGGUCUCUGUCAUCUUUGGCAUUUUGUAAAACUGCUCCCACGAGAGACCUGGAGAAUUUAUCCCUUUCUGAUUUGAUUGCAAAAACGAUUGAACUAGACAAUUCUCAGAUUAAGAAAGAUUCCUUUGAGCUUAGUUUAUCUGAAAUGAGGAGUCCUGAAGUUGAUUCAAAUAUUGAUCUUAGUGUCUUGAUAAAAACUCCAGAGUUUGUCCCAAAGCCUGUAGUUGACCCAUCAGUUGCUUUAACACCAGACACUAAAGUUCUGAGUUCUAAGUUAGGGAAACCUUGCAAUCCUACUCAGGGUAGUAAGAAAGCCAAAAGAGCCUGCCUUGCCAGGGAAGCUCCUCUCUCUCUGCCGUGGACCAAGGCCCUUGCUGCUAGGCCUUCAGCCUUCGCCUCAACGCUGUGUCUUCGUUACCCACUGAGAAGCUGCAAGAGGCGCACUCUUGAGCUCUACAAGACGUUCCUUUAUAGCAGACAAGUUCAAGAUGUAUCGGACAAGGAAAUAAGUCCUCUUGUGGCAAUAACGCCGUUUGACUUCAAAUCGGCGUCUCCCGAUGACAUUGUCAAAGCUAAUCAAAAGAGAGCAUUUACUAGAGAAUAGGAACAGAAGGAAAACUUGGCUACUGUUGUAAGCUUUUUAUCUCAAUGUAAAGUUUUUGUAGGAUCAUUUUAUAUUAUGGGAUUCAAAUUGUGAUUUUUAUUAAAAUUGUCUUAAGUUCAUUAUAACAACUUAAGGAUUUUUGCACUGAGAAUUUUUUUUAACGAUGUCUUGGAGUAGUGACUUCAUUUAAGUUGCUAGCUCAUAAGAGUGUAUGUUUACAAUGCAUAUGGAAAACACGAUAUUGUGACUUGGACCUCAGAUAUUUCAUUUGAUAUCCAACUUUCUUAAGUUUUCUCUAUGAAAUAUUUUUGUCUUUUUUUCUUAAAUGAAAGUCAUCUCCUUGGAUUGUCACAGUUUGAAGACUGUCCUGAGGACAUGUGGCAUAGCUGAGGCAAGCUUAUAUUUUCAGCUAGUAUUGAAUCAUUCCUUGUUUAUUAUUUUAUUUAGGUGACCACUAAAACUUUCCUACUAGACAAACGUAAAGUUCUUGAUUUUUGCAAGUACUAUGAAAUCUGGUUAGGUGAAUUUUUGAUGAUGUAAUGAAAAUCUUUGAAGGGACCAUGUAUAUACUGGAAUUGGAUUAACAUAUAAUUAUUUUUAUACAUUAUAUAUUUUAUAGGUUUUAAGGCAUCCUCUUUAAAAAUAAACAUAUAGAACGUAUUUGGAAGUAUGUUUGCAUGUUAUUUAAAUAGUUUUACCAGCUCUCUGACAGUUGCUGUAGAGUGAGUAAUGAGAUGUGGAUCCUUUCCAUUUUGUUCCUGAUGGCUGUGUGCCCAGCAGUCCCAGAGUUCCACAGUGGCCACGCCCUGAGUGUGCUUAUGGUCAGCGGAGUAAAGGCACUUCCACAACAUGGGUAGCUAGAAUUGGGAGUCACCAGAGAAUGUUUUCUAAACAUAGUCACUGGUACUGCUUUUCAAGACUGGCUGAGGAGGUUUCUGUGGAAGGCCCUUGGGAAUGUAUUUUCUAGAUGAUACUUACGUGAUACAUAUGUCUGCUUUUCCUGGAGGAUUGUGGCAUAAAAAUUUUAAUGCCAAAUAUAUUAGACCAAGUUAAUUUCUAAUAAUCAGUGAUAUCAAGGACAAGUUAUUUCUUUUUAAGUAUUGACUAGCUGCCCACUAAGUGUUUUUUUUCCCUGUCAGCUGCUUCACUAUUCUUUGAUGUGUGUGUGUGUGUGUGUGUGUGUAUUCAGAUUGAUUUUUUUAAUAGUUUCAGCUGUACGUGAUACUGCCAUAUUCAGUAUUUUACUGAGCCACAAUACAAGUCCCAUAAUAUGUUUGUAAGUGAAUAUUUCAUAAAUGUUUAGGAGAUUAUAAAAACCACAACAUGCAUUUUAGGACUAGCAUUAAAGUUUGGGUUAUCCUUAGCUACUGUCUUUGAUUUUCUAGUCUUUACCUCUUGCAGUUUAGUAGCCCAAUGGUUUAGACGAUUUACCAACUAGAUUUAUGUGCAGAUUUAUGUGAGAGUUUGUAAUGUGGAAUUCCUCCUCAUAGCUUAAGCUCUAUGUGAUUCUCUUUCCACAGAAAGCCAGGUAUUCAUACUUGAUCCAUACUGAAGAGCAUGAAAGUAUUAUUCACCCUUUGUCACGGAGAAGAGAAACAGUGCUUUGUGAGCUACACUUAGUUAGGUGGGCUGUGUGCCCUUGUUGGCUGAGGAACAUCGAAACUACCACUUAGAUUUUUUUUUUUUCUUGUGCAGAAAAGGUUCUUGUGUGUGUGUGUGUGUGUGUGUGUGUGUGUAAUUACAUUUACAUGAUAUAUAGGAUACAUGUAUUUAUAUGUACAUAUAUAACAUUUCUUUUAAAAAUUAACUUCCUAGCCUUCCUUCCUGUUUCUCUUGACUUGCUCCUGGUCUGUCUGUCUGGCUUACCAAGGUCUUGUCCCUCUGACUGGGAAUGUCACAGUUUUUGAGUCUCAGAGUGAGGCUGAGAGUCUGCUGUCACCCUUACUGAGGUCCUUGGUGAAGAACAGGGUGUGUUCAUGGGUAACAGGCCGUUGUAUGUGUACAGUAAGUGUGCUGUGUACCAGCUGCUGCUGUCUGAGUAGCUCAGGGAUGCUGACUGUGUUAGGUUUACUUUAUUUCCGAUUUCAAACAUCCAUGUUGACACACAAAGCCAUCUUUGUGCUAUGAUCAAAUGCCUCCAUUUACAUAGGAAUACAAUAAAAUUAGUUCGUAGUGAUGUAAAAGGUGUUCAGAAUGAUCCCUUUGGUUCUUUGUUCUCUUCGAGCUUUACAGGAUCUGUUGUGCCUAUGGGCAUUUUGUCAUUCUCCUUGUAAAGGACAUGCUUCUCAGAAUUGUCUAGAAUCCCCAACCCUGUCAGUACAGAGCACUGAUGUUGUGUCCUGCUUUCCCACCUGCAUUUUCACCUGUGUGCCCUCUGCUUUGAACCGUCCUUUCUUUUACUCUUUCUCAAAGAAAUAGGAAUAGCUAUUGUAGUUGAUAUUGGUAGGGGCUAUCGUGAUGACACCACGGAAGGGCUUUGACUAUAAAAGGAAGCACUUCAGAUAGUACAGUGCAGAGAAAAAGAACACAUUUGUAAAAUGGCUGCUGUCUUCUAGGUUGGCCUGGAACAACAUGUAUUUGGAUCGUUACAUAGUGAAUACGAAUUAUGUAUUGUCAACUUUUUAUGUACACAAAUGUAUAUAUAUAUAUGUAUACAUAUAUUUGUUUAUAAAAUGAGUUCUAUAGUAGCUUAGAAAUUGUUUUCUGUAUUUUAAUAAUGGAAUGUGUAUAAGCAAAGAUAAUUGUGGAUAGAAUGGGAAGAGUCAAUAGGAAUUUCUAUGAUUGUUUCUUAAAUAUUUAUACUUGUAAUUAUAUAAGACUGUAAUUGUAUAACUAAUUUUCAGACUGGAAACUUGUCACAUUUUGAGUGUGUAUAUAUACAUUUUUAUAAAAGCUACAUUGAAAGAAA